CCCACACGCAUCCAUAGCUUCCGUUUGGCAGUGGUGUGGAACAGUGCAUGGAUGGGCUCCUAUUGGCAUACACCAUACAUACACACACAACACACAGUCUGCCCCCAGCCCUUUCCAUCCCUGCAAGAGACCUUCUUUUCUUUUUUAGAUCCGUGCCUUGCUGAUACCCCAUCCUGGUACCCGGUGAUUGGAGUCCCUGUUCUCGGAUAGGUUUCCUCAUUUGGGUUCGUUCACAGUGUCACACCGGCCAUCUGCUCCCAAGAGGCUGCCGCUUUUAGCUGCUUCUCCGACUCUUGAGUGAUCCCCAAGGUACGUAGGCGCCCGCUUUGGGAGAAGUAGAAAUUCAAGGAAGCUUUUGGUUCUUGCUUGCAGCAAGAAAUUCAACCUCUCUGUGUUCUUCCAUGCUCCUUGGGAGAGGGAGCAGAGUACAGGGGAUGGGGGAGUGCAGCAGCAGCAGCAGCGUAGGCGAGUACAGGUGCUGGGAGGAGCUGCUGCCGGACGCGCUGGGGCUGGUGUUCCGGAAGCUACCGCUCCGGGAGGUGCUCACGGUGGUUCCCAGGGUUUGCAAGUCCUGGGGACGGGUCGUGUCCGGCCCCUACUGCUGGCAGGAGAUCGAGCUCGAGGAGUGGAGCCAGCAGCAGCAGAGCAGGCCGGAGCAGCUCGCCCGCUUGGUCGAGACGCUCGUCCGCCGCAGCUCCGGCUCCUGCCGCCGCCUCAGCGUCUCCUCCGGCCUCCCCUGCGACCCGCUCUUCUCCUUCAUCGGCGACCACGCGAGAGCUCUGAGGACGCUGGAGAUCCCGCGGAGCGAGAUCAGCGACGCGAUCGUGGAAGCCGUGGCGCCGAGGCUGCCAAACCUGACAUUCCUGGACAUCAGCAGCUGCACCAAGCUUGGAGCGCGCGCCCUGGAGGCCUUCGGCGAGCACUGCCGCUCUCUCGCCGGGCUCCGGCGCGUGAUGCACCCGACCGACGUCGCCGGCAAGGCCUGCCAGCGGGACGAGGCCCGCGCCAUCGCGCGCGGCAUGCCGGCGCUCCGGCACCUGGAGAUGGGCUACAUGCUGGUCACCACGGACGCCGUGCUCGAGGUGCUCGCCCGGUGCCGGAAGCUCGAGUUCCUGGACCUCCGCGGCUGCUGGGCCGUCGACGAUGGGCUGAUCCUGCAGCAGGGCCGGCGCCGCCAACCGGAGCUCAAGGUUCUGGGCCCCCGCGUCGAUGACUGCUUCGAGAAUGGCUACCUGGAGGAGUGCUCUGACGAUGAUGAAGACGAUGAAGAUGUCUGGGAGCUCAUGGAAGACGACGAUGAUUAUUACUACUACGCCGUCGUUGGCAGCGAUGACGACGAGGAGAUAAUAUGGGAUCAAGGCCAGGGGCUCGAGAACCUCGAGGUCAGGUUCUAUGGCGGCGGGUUCAGCGAGAGCUAUGCUGGAUUCGACUGGCCGCCGUCUCCAUGACUGACAGACCAUGUUGCAUCUUCUUCUUCUUCUUCUUCUUCGUGAUGCUCCUGUCCAAGGUUUUCAGUCCUGCAGAUGCCUGUGCAUGAGUGUGUGCGUGCGCUAGUACUACUGAUCAGGAUGUAAACUGCUACAGUGUUUGCAUCAAGCAAUUCCAUCAAAAUGGUGAAAAUUCACCAUGUAUCAUUAGCGUGUGUAUGUGUGAUUCUAAUCUGCAUUGCAGUCACAGUAACAGUAUGUGAUCUUUGUAUUUCUUGGUUGGACUUCUGUACUGCCUUUUGUUUAUGUGACACGGUACAAAGAUGUA
This is a messenger RNA of Brachypodium distachyon (stiff brome), 1755 nucleotides long. Its product is annotated as F-box protein FBW2. The record is from RefSeq and is a predicted model, not a curated record. Bases 402 to 1448 code for a protein of 348 amino acids. The transcript is spliced from 4 exons. Lineage: Eukaryota; Viridiplantae; Streptophyta; Magnoliopsida; Poales; Poaceae.